AUGCAUGAGUACAACGCCGCUUCCAGGCAGCAAGCUAACCUCUGGGCUUUCAACCCAUGGCCUCCAGCUCAGAAUCAAGCAAUGUCCGACCUCGCCAGCCGGAUCACGGCGCCGGCCGCUGCCACGCCGGCUGCAGAGACCGAUGCGCCUACCGCUGCCUCGAACACAUUAGCUGUUCCUCAAGAUGGAGCAGCCGAUGGAGCUAACAGCAGUGGUCUUCAGGAGUCCAACUACGAUGUCGAGGUGCAACUUGGAGACCCGGAUACGGACAGCCCGCUGUCAUCUAUUAGCAGCUUUUCGGAGCUUGGACUCCCACAGGGAAUCAUCGAUGGUCUAUUAGCAAUGAACUUUAAGAAACCUUCCAAGAUUCAGGCCAGGGCGCUUCCUCUGAUGCUCAGCAACCCACCGCGUAACAUGAUUGCUCAGUCGCAAUCUGGAACUGGAAAGACCGGCGCCUUCGUCGUCACAAUACUAUCGCGUGUAGACUUCAACCAACCGAAUCAGCCCCAAGCUCUGGCUCUGGCCCCAAGUCGAGAGCUUGCCCGGCAGAUUCAGAGCGUCAUUCAGUCCAUUGGCCAGUUUUGUACAGGACUUGUCGUUGACGCUGCUAUCCCCGGUGCUAUCUCGCGAGAAACUGGUGUCAAGGCCAAUGUGGUGGUUGGUACACCAGGCACUGUCAUGGAUCUUAUCCGCCGUCGCCAGUUCGACGUGUCACAGUUGAAGCUGCUUGUAGUUGACGAGGCAGACAACAUGCUUGACCAACAGGGUCUUGGCGAGCAGUGUGUCCGGGUGAAGAAUAUGCUCCCAAAGACUAUCCAAACCCUCCUGUUCUCUGCAACUUUCCCUGACCAUGUUAAGAGCUACGCGGAGAAGUUUGCACCCCAGGCCAAUCAGAUGAAACUACGUCAGCAGGAGUUGACAGUCAAGGGUAUUUCACAAAUGUACAUGGACUGCCCGUCACUGAAGGAGAAAUACGAGGUCCUUUGCAAGCUGUACGGCCUCAUGACGAUUGGUUCUUCUGUAAUCUUUGUCAAGACUCGCGAAAGCGCCGAUGAGAUCCAGAAAAGGAUGGAGGCUGACGGACACAAGGUGUCCGCCUUGCACGGAGCAUUCCAAGGACAGGAGCGUGAUCAGCUUCUUGACGACUUCAGAUCUGGCAAAUCUAAGGUUUUGAUUACCACCAAUGUUCUUGCUCGAGGAAUCGACGUCUCGAGCGUCUCCAUGGUCAUCAAUUACGACAUUCCCAUGAAGGGCCCAGGUGACCAAAGCCCAGAUGCCGAGACGUAUCUGCAUCGUAUUGGUCGCACUGGACGAUUCGGCCGUGUCGGUGUCAGUAUCAGCUUUGUUCACGAUCGCAAGAGCUUUACUGCGUUGUCUAGCAUUGCAGAGCAUUACGGCAUUGAUCUAAUUCAACUGAGCCCUGAUGAUUGGGAUGAUACUGAAGUGAAGGUUCAGGAAGUCAUCAAAUCGAGUCGGGCCAAGCCUGAUUACGCACCGACACAGGAGAAGGCCGCCUAG
This is a messenger RNA of Pyricularia pennisetigena, 1518 nucleotides long. RefSeq lists its product as uncharacterized. NCBI's taxonomy places the organism in Eukaryota, Fungi, Ascomycota, Sordariomycetes, Magnaporthales, Pyriculariaceae. Gene Ontology annotation, molecular function: ATP binding; RNA helicase activity; RNA binding. Bases 1 to 1518 code for a protein of 505 amino acids. Gene Ontology annotation, biological process: poly(A)+ mRNA export from nucleus. The record is from RefSeq and is a predicted model, not a curated record. Gene Ontology annotation, cellular component: cytoplasmic stress granule; nucleus. The transcript has 4 exons.